Molecule: messenger RNA, 1572 nt
Organism: Meloidogyne enterolobii
Lineage: Eukaryota; Metazoa; Nematoda; Chromadorea; Rhabditida; Meloidogynidae
Source: the annotation of a GenBank genome assembly
AAUGGUGUCAGAUCGUUCUUACACUCCCUUUGAAUAUGGCUAUUUAAUUUUGAAGUACAGACAUCCUGGAAGUGUUAAAAAAUUUGCAACCGAUUUUGGGGCUGGUGCAGCUUCUGCAUGCAUUGCUAAGACAAUUAUGGCGCCUAUUGAGAGGGUGAAGUUAAUUUUGCAGCUACAAACAUCCCAACACACAAUUCAAAUAAGCAAGCGUUACAAUGGAAUGAUUGAUUGCCUAAUUCGUUUACCCAAAGAACAAGGAUUUUUGUCGUUUUGGCGUGGUAAUGUGUCAAAUAUGGGUAGGGCAGCAAGUCAGGAAUCAGUGGGUAUUGCUUUUAAAGAAGUAUUAAGAAAAAUUUUGGUAAAUGAUGAACAUCGAACAACUGAUUAUAAAAAGUUUUUGGGAGCCAAUAUGCUCGCUGGAGGUUUAGCCGGAAUGGGAACAUAUCUCUUCAUUUAUCCACUCGAUUUUUCUCGUACAAGGUUGGCCGUUGAUAUGGGGAAGGAUAAAGCUUCAAGAGAAUUUCGUGGUUUAAUUGAUUGUUUUAUUAAAGUUGCAAAAAAGGACGGAUUGGAAGGACUUUAUAGAGGCUUCUAUACUUCACAGAUUUACAUUUUCUUGUAUCGUUCUGCAUAUUAUGGAUUAUUUGAUUCUUUAAAAGGUUUUGCAUCAAAAUCGGGUUCAAGUUCUGGUAAAGAUGUUCAUUUCGUUGCAGCUUUUGCUUUUGGACAGAUCUCCGCACUUGUUGCCGCCUUAGUUUCAUAUCCAUUGGAUACAGUUAGGCGACGAUUAAUGAUGCAGUCUGGAAGGGAUCUACAUGAAUAUACAGGGGCUAUGGAUUGUAUUAAGCAAAUUUAUCAAAAAGAAGGUGGUCGUGCAUUUUUUAGCGGGUUCUUUGUUAAUGCUAUUCGUAGUUUUGGCGCAGCUUUAGUCUUAGCUAUAUAUAAUGAGCUGAAUAAACAUUUGGAUUGAUAUAUAUUUUGGUUGUUUUAAUUUUAAGUCAUUUUUUUCUUUCUUUUCUAGUUGAAAUUUGUUACUUUAGUUUUGAGAAUUUUAGGAAUUUUUUGUUUUUACCCUCCCAGAAAAUUUUUUAACUUAGAGUUUGAGCUAGAGGAGAUCGGGUUUUUUUGGAUAACAUCCGAGAGGCUGGUAUGUAUGAUACCGGAUUUUUUUGAUAGUCUUUUGGGCUUCCGGUUUAUCCCGGAUCUAAGUUUAAAAGGCAACCCCCUCCCGAGAUACGGAUCAGCAAUUAGAAAGUUCAAACUGGCACCACCCCGAGCCUUGGGGGCGGGAUCGUCGGGGAUUGGGGUUUGUCUGGGUAUAGCCUUCGGGGUUCUGGUCGGGAUUUUUUACCAAAACUUUCCUUAGGUGUCUGGUCGGGGGACUUGGGUGCUACCCUAGUUUUUUACCCUCCCAGAGAAUUUUUUAAUUAGAGUUCGAACCAGGGUCGAGACCGGGUUUUUUGGGAUAUCAUCUAUCAUCCGAGAGGCUUUCAGGGUUUCCGUUUUAUCCCGGAUGUUAAUUUAAAAGGGGAACCCCCUCCCAGGAUACCGGGCCAUCAAUUAGAAAUUUCA